Molecule: messenger RNA, 1175 nt
Organism: Eutrema salsugineum
Lineage: Eukaryota; Viridiplantae; Streptophyta; Magnoliopsida; Brassicales; Brassicaceae
Exons: 5
Coding region: 52-1032 (326 amino acids)
Source: RefSeq, a predicted model, not a curated record
GAAACUUCGAAGAGCCAAAUCGCGUUUUGAAUUUACAUCGGCGGCGAAGAAAUGCGAUCAUUAGAAGAGCUAUCUCCGACGGAAAACCUAGAAAUCGAGAACGGCCUCGCUCUCGUCGCACGCGUCAAGCUCUGUCUCACAAUCCACCCUCUUGUACCUUCCGUAUCGAAGCCCAUCGACGAAUGGCAACUCAAGCGAUCUUUAAUAGAUUUCCUCAAGAAGUCAAUCUUCCCCUCCGUGACGGUCCCGGAGGAAGAUAUCGUUGUUCGGCGUCACAAGGACUUGAAGAAACGGAAGCGUGAAGAGCCAGUCGCUCAUGGGUCGCUGUUUAUCCGCGAUUUAGGGUUUCUGGAAGGUAGGAAGAGGAAGAAGCAGGAUGAUGACAAUGAUGGAGAGAGAGAUGUGAAGGUUUUGGAGAAGAAGUUUAUUGAUUGGAGGAAAGUUUUGGUGGAGAAGAUGAAUGGUAUUGAGCUUAAUUUGGAAGGAGUGAAGUAUAAUCUCACUGUUGUGCUUCCGGUUUCUGAUGAUUUCGAGAGGUUGAAGAAGGAUUGGGAGGAAUAUUACGCUUUUGGACAUCCAAGGGAAGGAAGGCGAGAAGCUGAUACGAUAGUACUGAGGGGUGUGCCAUCAAGAUGGUUUGCAGAGCCAAGAGUUUCAUCGAAACCUUCGAUGUUGGUUACUCAUACAAUCUUCUCCACCUUUGGGAAAAUUAAGAAUCUUAAUGUUGCUGAGGACGAUGAUCUAGGUAAGGACGCUGAUGAGGACAGUGGAGACCUCGCGUCAGGUCUCCAUUGUAAGAUCGUGGUUCAGUUCGAGAAGUACAAUGACUUCGUGAAUGCCAUGAAGGCUUUCUGUGGUCGCUCAAUGCAAAAGGAAGGUACUCGGCUAAAGGCAGACUAUGAACUAACAUGGGACAAGGUUGGGUUCUUCAGGAACUCAAGGAAGGCGUUGGAUCACAGAGAUGGAGGAUACAAAAACGAUGCUAUUGGAUACAAUACAGAUGAUUUACGCCGAAAGAGAUUCAGGGAGUAAAACACCGAGAUGAGAUCUAUAUGAACUUUGGUGGAUUUGUAAUAAGAUGAUCUUUUGAAGAUGUCUAAGUUCAGGAUCUGAUUCUUGUUCUUGUGCCGAAUCAUUCUUCUUUUAUUUAUGGUAAAAGAAUCAAUCGUUUUUUU